GUUCAAAAUUUAAUAUUAUACUAUGAUGUGAAAAAAUGUUAGGCAAGGACUAUAAGGUGUUCGCAUCGCGACGAAGUGAGGUUGCUGCUGUACGAUGGCAAGUACAACUGGUAUCCGCGCAGCGAUUGGCUAGCAGACAUCACUUCCGCCAACAUUCAAAAUGACAGCAAGUGCUGCAACAAAUGACAACAGUCUCAACAUUGAAUAACGACAUCAAACACUUAAAAAUGGAUACCACUGCUCCCUUGGAUCUACUUCAGCGAGUUCAGUCACUCCAAGAUAUUUUGGAAGGAAAAGCUUGUGAAUGUGAAAUGGAGGUUAAAGUUGACUCGAACUGUUUGAUGGACAGUUUCCUUACUCUGUAUGAUGAGUGUCAGCAUGACAUUCUAGCACGCAAUAAACAUGUGGCCAGUUUCUUAAAGAAAUAUAGUGAAUCAGUGAAGAACAUGAAGAAGCUGCGUGUCAAACCUAGUGACUUUGAGGUUAAGGCCACAGUUGGCCAUGGCCACUUUGGAGAGGUGCGAGUGGUUCAUGAGAAGACCACAGAUACAGUGUACGCCAUGAAAGUUCUUCGCAAAUCAGACCUGCUAUCACAACCUGAUAUUUCCUUUUUUGAGGAGGAGCGAAAUAUAAUGGCACAGUGCACCAGCCCCUGGCUGACAAAACUGCACUUUGCUUUCCAGGACAGUGUGAACUUGUACCUGGUUAUGGACUUUCAUCCCGGCGGUGAUUUGCUGUCACUCCUUUGCAGGCACGAUGAUGUAGUGGAGGAGAACAUGGCCAGAUUUUAUCUGGCAGAAAUGGCUGUAGCUAUUAAUGCUCUUCAUACAAUGGGAUACUUGCACAGAGACAUCAAACCAGAGAAUAUUCUCUUGGACAAUUCUGGCCACAUAAAACUGGCUGACUUUGGAUCAGCUGCAAAAAUGGAUUCCAACAGGAAGGUAUCAUCUCGUAUGCCAGUUGGGACUCCGGACUAUGUUGCCCCGGAACUGUUGGACUCCAUGAACAGGGCAUCAUCCGUAGAGCUCUAUGGUCCUGAGGUAGACUGGUGGUCAUUGGGUGUAUGUGCCUAUGAAAUGCUGUUUGGUGCCACUCCUUUCACAGAUGAAUCUGGAUCCAUGGUUGCAACUUACGGCAAUAUAAUGAACUUCAAGAAGAAGCUCAAGUUCCCCAGCAACACCUGUAACAUUGUUUCUGGAGAAGCCAGAGACCUCAUCAGUAGACUACUUAGUGACAGCAAAUCUCGGUUGGCCUGGCCGGAGAUACAGAAGCACCCCUUCUUCAAAAAUGUGCAGUGGGACAGCAUCCGAGAUGCUGAACCUCCAUACAUACCUUCACUAAGCAGCCUUGAUGAUACAUCUCACUUUGAUGAAGUGGAGAAACCAAAGUCACCACCAUGCCUGGAAAGCUUUUUACCUACCACUAAGGAUUUCAGUGGACGGGAUCUGCCAUUUGUAGGGUUUUCUUACUGCCGGGGCUUACACAGUGGCAGACAAAGAUUACCCAAGAAAAGUGUCAGUGGGAGUAUAGUCUUCAGUGAGCAUGAGCUAGACAGCAGUGUGGGUCUGAACACUGCUCGCUUCAUCUCACCUGCGGAGAGUUGCACAUCCGUGACCUCGACCUCACCCAAUGGCUCAAGAGCUCUCCAGUCACAGGUAUCAGCCCAGACUUCAGACAUGGAGGUGACUGUCACAGUAAAGAUAACAGAAAUGCGAGAACUGCGCGAGCGGUGCCUGCAGCUUGAAACUGAGCGAAGGUUGCUGGAGGGGAAACUGGAGGCUUUCAUAGCAGAGAAGACAGCACUGGAGAGAGAACUCAAGGAAGUUGCUGCCAAGAAUCAGGCCCUAAUUCAGCAGCUGGAGCAAGAGAAAGAGCAGGCAGCAAAUAAUGACCGCAAUUCAGUAGAAGCUUGGCAUGACCUGCAAACUAUGAACUCUCACAUUUCAUCUUUGGAGGACCAGAUGCUUUCAUUUCAGCUUGAUGAGCUACGUGAAAUAAUUGUGCAACUGGAGACAGAGCAAGAGGGCUUGACUCGUCGCCUGCUCCACAAGGACAGACAGCUAGAGGAACUGCAGGAGUCUUUGAACAUGACUCAGCAACAGCUAGCAUCCAAACAACACAAGCUAGACAGGGAGCGUCGCAAGUCUAGGGACAAUCAGAAGCGGGACAUGGCUUUACUGGAGUCACAAGAGGACUCCUGGUGUAAACAGCUUGAUGAGAGACAGGCAACCAUUGAUGAGCUCCUGCACAAAGUUAGGGAUUUGGAGGACUUGAUUGAGGCCUAUGAAGAACAGGAGGAUCAACAAGCCAGUGAGCUUCAGCAACUUCACUACAAGCUGAACACUUCUCUGAUGCACACCUCCACCAGCUCUGGUGUCAACAGUGCUGACAUUGACUUCACAACUCAAGGCACUUCCUCUGCUCACCUUCAGGUCCAGCCUGCAUGUUGCAACAAUAGCUCCAGCAAACAAGUGUCACUUCAAGUCAUGGUCAGACCUGGGCGUCAAUCAAUUCGUGAUAAUAAAACCAUUGAGAAGUUGAAGGAUUUACAAGGUCUUGUGGAGCGCUACUCUAAGGAAGCACGAAACUGGCAGUACCGUGAGGAGCAAUUACAGAAAAAAGCUAGUAGGCUGGAGGAUGAGCUGAGGAGCCAGUGUCAAAAGGAAGGGGUGACACAACAGAUGAAAGACUCAUUGAUGAUGAAACUGCAUGUCUACCAGCAGGAGGUCCAUAUGCAGCGCAACCUCAUCAAGGAAUUGCAAAAGAAGAUGCGGAGCUACUUGGAUGAGCAGACAACUAUCACACAAACUGAGGCCAAAUUAAAGGAGCUGCAGUGCCAGAACUUGGACCUAGAGGGAGAAUUGUUUGCUGUGCGACAGGAAGCUGAGGACCGGCGCCAGCUGGCCAUGGACAAGACCCGGGAGAUGGAAGAUAUUAUCAGCAAGCUGGAAAAGGCACAGCUUCAAGUGAAGGAGUAUCAGGACAAAUACUCUCAGGAGGUGGAGAACACAGACAUAAGAACAAAAGAGCUGGAGGAACGUGUCAACAGCUUGCUGGACGAGCGAGGAAAGUUGCAGGGAGAGGUGAAGACUCUGCUGGAGCAGGUUGAGAGUCUACAGGGUCUGGUUGAUGAAAACAGCAACAAGGCUGACAGUCUGAUGGCCCGUGUCGCAGAAUUACAGCAGCAGCUACAGGAGCUAACAAAGCGCAAUGCUGACCUCUUGGUGCAGGUUGAGUCGCUGCAGAAAGCAGGCCAGGAAGGAGAGCAGGUGGCUGUUUCACGGGCCGAGCUCAACACCCAGCUAAACCGUCUGCAGCAACACAAUGAUGAAUUGCAACACCAGCUGCAGGUAGCGAGCAGUGAGCGACGCUCCCUGGAAGAACAAACUUACAGCCUGCAACGAGAGACUGAACGGCUCAAUCGCCGUAUUGCUCGUCUUCAAGGGGUAGAAGCUGAGAAGCAUGAGCUGCAAGGCAAACUGGAUGGGCUGAAUGUGUUGGAACGGGAAAAGAAACGUCUGGAAGUGAAAGUGACUCGUCUAGAAGACCUGGAAAGAGAGAAGGCUCAUCUGCAAAUGAAGAUAGAGCAGGUAGAGAUGGAGAAAAACAAGCUUCAGUUGGACCUGAAGGAGACCCAGAGAAGGGCAGAAGAACUCUCAGCCACGUGUGAAAAGCUGAGCAAAGAGAGUCAUGCCCAGUCUCAGGAGAAGGCCAGCACACUGUCCUCUAAAAUUCUGCUUAUCGACCUGCUGAAGAGCGAGAAGGAGGAGCUUCAGCGGCAGGUGAAGGAGCUCAAGCUGCUGCAGGCCACUGCCAAGGAAGAUAAAGAUGAGGCACAGAGAAGGAAAGCUGAAGUGAAUGAACUCAGGGUCAAGAUCACAGCCUUGGAGAAACAAGUGGAGGAGUUGGGGGUCAAGAUCAAAAACAAAGCAGCAGAGGAGAGGGGCCUGGUGAGGGAGAAGAACAAGCUGUCAUCUGAUCUGGAGGAUGCACGCAGUCAGCUGAGGACUAAAACUGAAGCAGUAGAAAGGCUGGAGAAGGAGAAGACUGAUUUUGAGAAGAAACUUGAGACAGCAAAAUCAGACAGACGUUACCAGUUUGAGCGCCCUAGUGUUAUGGAGGGUAAGAGCUGCCUUGUUGAACGUCUUCAGGCAGAGAAGGCCAGUUUGCAAAGGCAGCUGGAGGAAGCAGAGAAGGAACGGGACUGUCUCAAAAGAUCUGCUGUUAGUGGCAGGUUAAGGGAAUCCAGUAGCCGUAAUUCUUUGACUCUUCUGCGUGAGAGCGGAGUCAAGUUACGAGCAGACCUGGAAGACAAAGUCCAGAGGCUUGAACGUGUUGUGUCUGAGCUAGAGGGAAAACUCAAGAUCUCAGAUGCCUCCAAGGUGGACAGAGAGACCCUGCAGAAAGAGAUUGAGCAGCUGAGGGUACAGAUCAAAGAAUCUGUUGAAACAGAGGCACGGGAACUUCUGGUUCACUCUGAACAAGACAGUCUCAAGGAAAAAUGUGAUGAGCUUCAGAAACAGGUUGUGGAACUGCACAACAAGGUGCAGCAGCUUUCAGAUGAGAAGCUGCUUCUGGAGGCCUCCACGGUAAAAAAAAAUGACGCUGAGGAAGUGCAGCAUCGCCUUGAGGAAAAGAUUAAGCGUCUGGAGGAAGACAAGAAAGAGCUGGAGCUAAAAGCCUCCCAGCAGAAGCUGGUGAUGCAGCAGAUGCAGGAAGAAUUGAAGAAAGAGAAGAUGGUAGUUAAAGAAGGAGCAGAAAAGCUCAAGAACUCAAGAUCCCACCUAACACCCCUGGGAUCUAGUAGCCGUCUGGUGGGGGAUUUAACGCAGGAGAAACACCUCCUGGAAUCUAAAGUUAAGAGCCUUGAGCGACAAAUAGAAUCUUUAAAGAAACGGCGUCAGUCAGCAGAGCAUGGCACACAAGCAGUUGCUGACCUCCAGAAAGAUAAAGAGGCACUUGAAGCCCACAUCAGCAGCCUCAAAAUGGAGGUGAGCAAGUUUAAGGAGGCUGUUGGCCAAGCUGAGGCAAGUCUUAGUGAAGCCAAGGCCAAAAACAAGGUGCUAGAGACUCAGGUUGAACACCUCACCAAGGAAAGAAAUGGACUGCAUCAACAAGUUUCAAGUCUGCAAAAUGAGGCAGAGAAUCAUGCAAUGAAUGAAAAGCAGUCGACAGGAGAGGAGGCAAGCCAACUUGAUGAACUGAAGCAGAAGAAUGUCUACCUGCAAACAAAAGUGGAAGAAUUGGAAAAGCAUCUAGAGCGAGCUAACACUCGGCCAGAACUCGGAGGCAAGAUGACGCCUAGUUCUCUGGUACAGGAGCUUCGCAAAGAACUUCAUGAGUCCAAUCUGGCCGUGAGUGAGGCUCGCUCCCUACUGUCGGCAGCCAAACGGCAAGAGGCAGAGCUGCGUGAGAAAGUGGCCAUGCUACAGAGAAUGCUGGACAAUGGGGCUGUCAUGCGAGCCUCACACCUUCAGAUUGCACAGGGAGCAGAACAUGAGCUCAGAGUCUUGAAGUCACAGUAUGAGACACUCCAGCGCCAGUACAAGAAUCUGGAGGAAAAACAAAGUGGAUCACACAGGGACAGGGCGGCAACAGUAAUGGAAGUAACACUCCUUCGUGAACAGCUACAAACCAAACAACACCAGCUGGACAUGGAAACAAAGAAAAAUCAGAAGCUUACAGCCCUGUGUAGUGAACUAGAGGAACAGGUCAAAGACAUGGAAAUCAUUAUCGAAGAAAAUGAGAAACAGGAAUGUGAGUGGAAUCAAGCCAGGCAAACAUUCCAGAAGGCUGUCAGUGAGCGGGAGCAAGAGCUUGAGGAGGUUCAACAGAAACUUCAGGCCACCACCAAUACCAGAACACUGGUGGAUUCACGUGUUAACCAGUUGAGCCAGCAAGUAGAGACACUGACAGCUGCCCACAGGGCAGAGGUUGAGAAAAUGAACCAGCGCUUGCUGGAGGAGCGAAAUAAAGCACAGAAACUAGCUGCUGAGCUGAGGGAAAUGGAAGAAAAGGAGCACAGAUACCGGCAAGUGAUGGAGAUGCAGGGAGAGAACAUAGAGGCAGAGUCUCAAGUCAUUGUUCGCCUCAAGGAAGAAAUCUCACAGAAGAUCACUGAGAAUAAUGAGUUGAAAAGUACCAACAUCAAAUUAUGCAAGCAUCUAGACCAGGCUAUGGACAAGUUUGAGCUCAUAUUUGGAGAAAAAGUCAACCUUGAGAAUUUCACAGAGGCCCUGCAGGGGCUUCACUUUCUGGAGAAAUACAAGUUUGAAAGUACCAUUGGCCAGCAGAUGAAGCUCAUCGACUACCUUCAGGAUCUGUACAUGGAAAACACUGGCAAGAAGAAAAAAGGCCUGAAGAAGUUUGCCAGCUCACGAAACAAGGAUGGCUCUGUGCACACUGGCCUUCCCUUACAGUGGACUGACCUUCAAACGGCGCUGGAGCAAGAACAGAAGAAAACUACCAAGCUACAGGAACAGCUGGACCGACUCCGUGAAGAGAAUUUUCAGCAGGCUAACGAGUUGCUGAAGAUUAAAGGGCCACUGAAAGAGAGAGCUGACAAUGGUACCCUCACUCCUAAAGCCAGAAGUGCUGUGGCAACUUUGGUGCGAUCACCUUCAGCCCAGGCAGCAAUGCCUCAUCCCAGUCACCACGGAUACUACAGGCCUAUCCCCCAGCCAGCUCCGCAGCGCAUGCAUCACAAUAUCCCACACCGCUUUGUGACUGGGCUCAACACACGGGCCACCAAAUGUGGGCUGUGUCUGGGAAGCGUCCACUUUGUCAAGCAGGCUUCCAAAUGCCAGGAGUGUGGCAUGGUAGUCCACCCAAAAUGUGCUACAUCGGUGCCAGCGACUUGUGGUUUACCUACAGAAUAUGUUCGGCUCUUUGCGGACAUGAUGUCACGCAUUGAAGAAUCAGAAGCACACUCUAACAUGGAGCCAGUUAGCAUCAAAAUGGAGGGAUGGCUCAAAGUGCCCAGAACAGGAAAACCAGGGUGGGAAAAACGUUGGGUGGAACUGGAUGGUUCUUGCCUCUUGUUGUACAAAGAGGACUCUGAUGCACAUCCUAUCGACACCUUCGACCUGUCCCCACCUGAUGCAGACGUCAGUGUUCACUCAGCUGUAACAGCAGCAGAACUGACCAACAUAGCAUCACUGGACCUUUAUUAUGUCCUUCGACUAGACCAGGAUCCCCUGACCACCUGCUGGCCUGGCAGGUAUCUGUAUCUUAUGACUACAAACUUCAGCGAAAAGCAGCGAUGGGUGGCAACUCUUGAGGCAGCUGUCCGAAAUGUUCAGCGCAAAGAUUUGCUGCACAGAAAUAGAGCUCAGUUGAUGACAGUAGUUUCACUUAAAGAUCCAGACAGGAAAGAAUUCAACUGUGCUCUUGUCUUGUCACCACAGAUUGUAUUACUUGGCACAGACGAUGGACUGUUUGCACUGGAUCCUCAGACCACAACAGGGCGACAGUACCUUGUACAGCUAACAGGCUUUGGUAGUGUUCAUCAGAUUGCAGAGGCCAAGGGCAUCAAUAUGGUUCUUCUUCUGACAGGUCCUGAACGUCGGCUGGUGAUGGUUGAGAGCAAACUAAUCAAGUGUCGUAUGAGUCAAACAAUUGGUGGAGAGACCACUCCAUUUACCUACAAGUCUAUAGAAGGCAUCCAGAGUUGCACAGUGUUUGAUGUGGCCUUAUGGGGGGACGCUUCCUACUUGUGUGUGGGCAUGCCAGACAAAGUGGUACUGCUGAAGUAUAACCCCAGCCUUGGAAUGUACUGCAUCAGAAAGGAAAUGGCUUCAUCCCAACCCUGUAGCUGUGUGUGCAUUGCCGACAGUUUUGCUCUUGUUGGCACUGAGAGGUUCUAUCGCAUCAGUCUGGAGCACCCAAGUAUGCUAGACUUUGUUGAUCGUCAGGACAGUUCACUUGCAUUUGCAGCCUUCGGAGCAGCCAACCACCACAGCUUCCCUCUGGCUGUGGUACAAGUUUCUCCUGAAGGUCUACCACUCGAGUUUCUUCUCUGCUUCCACGAGUUUGGUGUUUUUGUGGACCACAGAGGGCAGAGAAGUCGACAGUCUGACAUUAAAUGGAGUGGCCUCCCCCUCUCAUUCUCUUACACUGAGCCGUUCCUGUACAUCACUUAUUUCAACUCCCUGCAUGCUACUGUUGUUCCCACAGACAAGGACCAAGUCAAAGGUUCUCAGACAGCAGUGGACAUGCCUGCCCCUCGCUACCUUGGUCGUGCAUUAGAGAAAGGAUCUGUAUACGUAGCUACCAGCAACAGUGGCAUCACUGAAGUGGUCUGUGUCCAAGCCAAAGAUGAGCGCCAGGAGUUACCAGACAGUGAUGAUGAGAAGGAGAAUUGUGGCAGGACAGUACAUUUUGCUCCUUCUCCUGAUAAGUGUGGAUUCCGAGUCAAGGCAAGUGUGUCACUAGUGUCACUGGAGAGCAGCAGCAGUGCCAGUACCUUUACCAGCGUGGAGUCCAAUCUCUGAGAGCCAUUAUGACAAUAGACUUCUUUCUACAGAUUUGGUUGUGCUUUUAACAUAUCCCUCGUUUGGUGUUGAAAUGCAGCAUGCCUGUAAGCAUGUAUGGUGUGUACAUGAAUGGGCUUGCAUUUAUUCUCUUACACACUUGUGACUAGUGGUAAUGAGAAAGUAUUUGUUCUUUGAGGAUCGGGGGUGGGGGGGUGGGAGAUCAAAAUAGAAGAAACUAUAUUUAUGUGAGAAUGGUUAAAGAAAAUGAAAAAAAAAAACCCUCACCAGUUGUUUUUAACUGUAAAAGUCCCAAGUGCAGCCAUUUUUUUCAUGGACUAAUUCUUACAACCACCUAAGAAUUGUUGCUUAACAAAUGUCUACUAUGUGAAUUUCUGGUGAUCUUACAGAAAUUUGUCUAAAAGCCUUUUCAUUAGCUGGUUACAUGAGGAUAUUUUAACAACCAAAAAAUAAAACCAGCUUGUGUCAAA
Messenger RNA from Pomacea canaliculata, 8962 nucleotides. RefSeq names its product citron Rho-interacting kinase-like. The record is from RefSeq and is a predicted model, not a curated record. Gene Ontology annotation, biological process: actomyosin structure organization; peptidyl-threonine phosphorylation. NCBI's taxonomy places the organism in Eukaryota, Metazoa, Mollusca, Gastropoda, Architaenioglossa, Ampullariidae. The coding region runs from base 183 to 8492 and encodes 2769 amino acids. Gene Ontology annotation, cellular component: cytoskeleton; cytoplasm. Gene Ontology annotation, molecular function: protein serine/threonine kinase activity; ATP binding. The transcript has 46 exons.